AGCAACUUCAAUUGACUCCAGCAAAGUCCUACGGUCCUGCAUUUCUCAAUUGCAGCUGCUACUGACAGGAGACGACUUCUAUGGUAUAAGAUUUAUGUACUGCCAUGAGCCUCCUACUUGAGAUACUUGAACAACAUAUUUACUUCCAUCAUUUGGGAGGUACAUUGAGCGGAGCUUGUUUUAGUUUCAAUGGGUGGGCAAUGGUGAAGAGAGGGCCAGUUUUGGUGUCGCUAUUUAGUCCCAUUGGAACUGUCUGCUCAGUUGUUCUCUUAGUUAUCACCUUAGGAGAAUUUAUCAGUGUUGGAAGGCACUCCUGGUAUCACAGAUUAUGUAAUGGCAGAGCUUGAGAAGUUGGGUCAGAAAUAUUGUGUGGCUUUGAGGUAUUUUCCUAUGUUUUCUACAAAUUGUUUUCAUGACCAAAAGGGUUUGAAAUUGAGAGUGUAUAUGCAGAUGUGCACUGCUAUCCCUUUUCAUUGUCAUGACUGUCUGUUUUUUAUACCUAUUGUUCUGUAGUU
Molecule: messenger RNA, 515 nt
Organism: Rosa chinensis
Lineage: Eukaryota; Viridiplantae; Streptophyta; Magnoliopsida; Rosales; Rosaceae
Product: WAT1-related protein At5g47470-like
Exons: 4
Coding region: 105-347 (80 amino acids)
Source: RefSeq, a predicted model, not a curated record